AUGGCCGCCGCCGCCGCAGCGACGCUCGCCCCGGCCUCCCCUCCGCUGCUGCCCUCCGUCUGCGUCCGCCGCGACGGCCGGCUGCGCCUCACGCCCCGCCGCGCCGCCGGGUGCCGCUGCAGGGCGACGGCGCAGUUCCAGGGCGGCCCCGCCGCCAGCUACGCCCGCGAGAUGGAGCGCCUCUCCGCCAAGGAGUCCCUGCUCCUCGCCUUCAGGGACUCUGGAGGCUUCGAAUCCUUUGUGAGCGGCAAGACCACGGAGAUGCAGAAGAUCGACGUCAAUGAGCGCAUCGUCGGCCUCGAACGCCUCAACCCCACUCCUCGUCCCACAACAUCGCCCUACCUGGAAGGUCGAUGGAACAUUGAAUGGAGGUCACCUACAAGUGUCGCACACUUUACGGGGCUUGAUGUGGUGAUCAGGGAUGGCUACUGCAAAAUUUCCUCAAACGUCAAGCUCUUUAAUACGAUACAAAACAGAUUUGUUCUGACUACUCAGCUGUCUGUGGAGGGGCCUAUCAGGAUGAAGGAGGAAUACGUUGAGGGAUUUUUGGAAACCCCCAAAAUCAGUGAAGAAACGCUGCCUGAACAACUGAAGGGCUUAAUUGGACAAACUGCAGGGGCUCUACAACAACUUCCUGCCUCUAUAAGGGAUGCUGUUUCGGAGGGGGUUACGUUACCUCUUAAUGGGAUGUACCAGCGCUUAUUCAUGAUUUCCUACCUUGAUGAAGAAAUACUGAUAAUCCGAGAUGCUGCUGGAGCACCUGAUGUCCUGACAAAACUGGAAGGGCCGCAACCAAACCCAAUGGAGAACACGCCCGAUGUAGUGAUUCCGGAAUAUCAAAGCUAG
Molecule: messenger RNA, 846 nt
Organism: Triticum turgidum subsp. durum (durum wheat)
Lineage: Eukaryota; Viridiplantae; Streptophyta; Magnoliopsida; Poales; Poaceae
Source: the annotation of a GenBank genome assembly